UUACGUGAUCAUUGUGCUGUUCAUCACUGUUCAUAGUCAUCUAUAUUAGUUCAUACCCUUAUAUAUCAUCUAGGACAUAUGUAUAUAUACGCUUAUUUUAUUUUAUUGUGUCCGGUGUAAAUCUGCAAUUAGUGGUCCGUUUAUAACCUAGGUUUAAUCUAUGCUUAUAAUUUUAAUUAAGUAUACUCGUUGAAGUAUAUGUCAAGCAAAAUAAUAUAAAUAUUUAUAUAUGAAUUUUCAUAUAUUAGCUGUUUUAUUCAAUAUUUUAGAAAUAAUUAAAUGUCAUUUAUUCUAUCCGUAAAUUCUACCGUAUAUAACCUCAGUGUAAUACGAUAAUAAAGUGGUUUCCAGUGACAUGCAGCAUUAUUAUAUACUAAUAGUUUAGAUAAUAUAUUUUUGCUAUAUAUAUGUAUAUAUAUAUGUAUAUAUAUAUAUGUAUAUAUAGCAAAAAGAAUAGUAUUCUGAAAACCAUGGCAAAUACAGGAGUUUUACCUUUUGUUCGGGGAGUAGAUUUUAGCUGUAAUGAUUUUGGAGAUGGUAGAUUUCCUGAAUCAGUUCGUCUGAUGACAGGAAUACAAUGGUUAAAAUUAGAUAAGACAAAUUUAACAGAAAUUCCUGAAGAAAUGGGUAAAUUACUAAAACUGGAACAUCUUUCACUUGUUAAAAAUAAACUGGAACGUUUAUAUGGAGAAUUAACAGAACUGGGAUGUCUUAGAACAUUAAACAUUCGACAUAAUAAUAUCAAGUCAAGUGGUAUACCAGCAGAAUUAUUUCAUCUAGAGGAACUGACAACAUUAGAUCUAAGCCAUAAUAAUUUAAAAGAAGUACCUGAAGGGCUAGAAAGAGCACGGUCUUUACUCAAUCUAAAUCUGAGUUAUAAUCAUAUUGAAACAAUUCCGAAUACGCUUUUUAUUCACUUAACAGACCUAUUAUUUUUGGAUCUCAGUAACAAUCAAUUAGAGACAUUACCACCACAAACCCGACGUUUGACGAAUUUACAGACACUAAAUCUAAAUCAUAAUCCUUUAGGCCAUUUUCAGUUAAGGCAACUACCAUCGUUAAUGAAUUUAACUACAUUACAAAUGCGUGAUACUCAACGCACAUUAAAUAAUAUUCCAUCAAGUCUUGAAACUCUUACGAAUUUACAAGAGUUAGAUUUAUCGCAAAAUAGUUUGCCGCGAGUGCCUGAUGCUUUAUAUUCACUUUCAAAUUUACGUAGAUUAAACUUGAAUGAUAAUCAAAUAUCAGAAUUAUCAACAGCUAUUGAAUUAUGGACGAAAUUGGAAAUAUUAAAUAUAUGUAGAAAUAAGCUAACUGCCAUACCUGCUUCCAUUUGCAAAGUUUCUACUUUAAGAAGAUUAUAUCUAAAUGAUAAUGAAAUAGACUUUGAAGGAAUUCCUUCUGGAAUUGGUAAACUAUCAUCUCUCCAGGUAUUUUCUGCUGCUAAUAAUCAUUUGGAAAUGAUACCCGAAGGAUUGUGCAGAUGUGGCUCCUUAAAGAAGCUAAUAUUAACAUCAAAUCGGUUAAUUACUGUACCAGAUGCAAUUCAUCUUCUUACUGAUUUGGAACAACUGGAUUUAAGAGAUAAUCCAAAUUUAGUAAUGCCACCAAAACCAACAGAGGUACAAAGAGGAUCAGGCAUUGAAUUUUAUAAUAUUGAUUUUUCUUUACAACAUCAAUUAAGACUUGCUGGUGCCAAUGUACCUGUACCGGUACAAACAGCUAAUAGCAGUAAAGACCCAAUCGCUCGUAAAAUGAGAUUAAGAAGAAGACGUGACCAAGAAGAGGCUGAUCAAGAUCAAGCUAAAAUACUAAAGGGUAUGAAAGACAUUGCAAAAGAAAAAAACAAAGAUAAAGAAUGUAAUGAUACUAAAGCUGAGUCAUUAAAACCUAAGAGAUGGGAUGAAACUCUUGAAAAGCCACCUUUGGAUUAUUCAGAAUUUUUUGAUGAAGAUGCAGGACAAAUACCAGGUUUAUCAAUAUGGGAAAUUGAAAAUUUUUUACCUAAUGAAAUAGAAGAAGUGGCGCAUGGCAAAUUCUAUGAAGGCGAUUGCUACAUUGUAUUAAAAACGAGUAUUGAUGAAAGCGGAUCAUUAAAUUGGGCAAUAUAUUUCUGGAUAGGAGAAAAAGCAACGUUGGACAAAAGGGCCUGCGCUGCAAUUCAUGCUGUAAAUUUACGUAAUUAUCUCGGAGCACAAUGUCGUACUAUAAGGGAGGAACAGGGAGACGAAUCGGACGAGUUUCUUAUACUUUUUGAUUCUGAAAUAACGUAUAUUGAAGGUGGCCGUACUUCUUCUGGUUUUUAUACAGUAGAAGAUACUCCUGCUGUAACACGUUUAUAUCGAGUACAUGCAGCUGGAGCCUCUAUUCAUUUGGAACCAGUACCAGUUUGUUUUGAAUCUUUAGAUCCUUGUUAUGUUUUUGUGCUGGACACAGGAAAUAAAAUAUUUAUGUGGUAUGGGAAAAAAGCAAAAAGUACUUUAAAAUCCAAAGCUAGAUUAAUGGCUGAGAAGAUCAACAAAAAUGAAAGAAAAAACAAAGCUGAAAUAAUAACAGAAGUUAUGAAUUUGGAAUCGGAGGAUUUCUUAUUAAAUUUAGGCUUAGAGGAUACUUCAGAGUCUAAAACAAUAAUUGAACAUGUGGAUCCAGACUUUAUACCAGUAACACCACGUCUUUAUCAAGUUCAACUUGGUAUGGGAUAUUUGGAAUUACCACAAGUUGAAGUGCCUCAUGGAAAAUUGAUGAACAGUCUUUUAAACAAUCGUAAUGUUUAUAUCUUAGAUUGUUAUCUCGACGUAUAUGUUUGGUUUGGAAAAAAAUCAACUAGAUUAGUGAGAGCUGCUGCUGUAAAACUAUCUCAAGAACUAUUUAAUAUGAUAGAAAGACCAGAAUAUGCUAUGGUAACAAGGUUACAAGAGGGCACAGAAUCUCAGGUCUUUAAGUCAAAGUUUACUGGUUGGGAUGAGGUCAUAGCAGUAGAUUUUACUAGAACUGCGGAAUCAGUUGCUAAAACUGGUGCUGAUCUUACCAAAUGGGCUAAACAACAAGAAACAAAAGCAGACUUAGCUGCUCUUUUCAUGCCACGACAACCUGCAAUGUCAGCUGCUGAAGCACAACAGCUUAUGACAGAAUGGAAUGAUGAUUUAGAAGGAAUGGAAGCACUAGUAUUGGAAGGAAGAAAAUUUGUGCGUUUACCAGAAGAAGAAUUUGGUCAUUUUUAUAGUGGUGACUGUUAUGUUUUCUUGUGUCGUUAUUGGAUGCCAUUAGAUGUAGCAGAAAAUGAAGACGGUGAUGAACAAUACGAAGAUGAUUAUCAGUGUACAGUAUAUUUUUGGCAAGGUAGAGAUGCCGGAAAUAUGGGUUGGCUUACAUUUACAUUUAGUUUACAAAAAAAAUUUAAGUCAUUGUUUGGUGAAAAUUUAGAAGUAGUUAGAACACAUCAACAACAAGAGAAUUUAAAAUUCAUGGCUUAUUUCAAAAGGAAAUUUAUAAUUCAUCAAGGCAAACGUAAACAACCAAAAGUUCCUGGUACAAGCAAAGUCGAAUUUUAUCAUUUACGAAGUAAUGGUAGUGCAUUAUGCACUAGAUUAAUACAAAUACCUGCAGAUUCCAGUUUAUUAAACUCUGCAUUUUGUUACAUUCUAAAUGUACCAUUUAAUAAUGAUGACGAAACUGGAAUAGUUUAUGCAUGGAUUGGUUCUAAAUCAGAUAGUGAUGAAGCACGUUUAAUUCAAGAAAUUGCUGAAGAAAUGUUUAACAAUCCUUGGAUUAGUUUGCAAGUAUUAAAUGAAGGCGAAGAACCAGAUAACUUUUUUUGGGUUGCACUUGGUGGAAAGAAACCAUAUGACAUUGAUGCAGAAUAUAUGAAUUACACAAGACUGUUUAGGUGCUCUAAUGAAAAAGGAUAUUUUACUAUCAGUGAAAAAUGCACUGAUUUUUGCCAAGAUGAUUUAGCAGAUGAUGAUAUAAUGAUACUAGAUAAUGGUGAACAAGUAUUUCUCUGGUUAGGGACCCGCUGUUCGGAAGUAGAAAUCAAGCUUGCAUAUAAAUCAGCUCAGGUUUACAUACAACAUCUACGUGUUAAACAACCAAACAAGCCGCGUAAAUUAUUUCUUACUGCUAAAGGAAAAGAGUCACGAAGAUUCACUAAAUGUUUUCAUGGCUGGAGUCAACAUAAGAGAACUCCCCAAUAAAAUCUACAUAGAAGAAAGGCAGGUAUUGCUAUUAUUUUUAGCUUAAAAUAUGAGUGCAAUGUUAUAUUCUUAAUUUAUUAUAUUACAAUUGCAACUAAAUUCAUCAUUUGAAUUUAGUAAUUAUAUCAGCAACAUGUAAGUGCCAGAAUUGAUGAUGUGAACUUGUUAUAUUUUGUUUUUGUACAUUCUAAUGUGAUUUUCCACUUUAUAUUAAGCUAUAUAACAUAUGAAUUUAUUUAAAAAAUUUACAGUAUUUUAAUAUUAUAUUGAACAUUAUAUGUAUAAAGAAGUAAGAAGUAAUGAAAUAUUGUAAUCGAGUUCACUUUGUGUGCUUGAAAAUUUUCAUACCAAUUAUUUGUUUUGAUUAGAGUGGUCUUGAUCAGCCUUUUAUACACAUGCAUUCUACUUAAAGUCAAUUCUGUGAUUAAAAAUACAUUUAACAUUGGUCAAAAUAAUUCAUAUCAUACAUAUAUACACUAAACAUUUAGAAUUAAAGGAGUACGUUUUUUUCUGUCCAUAUGUUUUGUUUCCACAUAUAUGAAAAAAAAAAGAAAAAUACAUAAGUAACAUUACAUAUAUUAUUUUGAAAACAGUAUAUUUAUUUUGCAUAGCUGGUUUACAGAGCUACACAAAAUUGCUAUUAUAAAAUGUCUUUAUUCUUAAAAUACAACACACAUCAGCAAACUAUAACAUACAUUCAUUUUAGAAGUGUAGAGUAAAUUGUAGUAAAAUAUGAGUAUCAAAAAAUAUUAAUUUAAACAUUUCAAUAAUUUCUUAAAAUAUUAUAAUUUCUACUUUGUAGAUUUUAGAAAUCUUUUUUAUAUAUAUAAUAACCAAAGAAAGUAAUAUUUUACUAAAGAAAAUUAUAAAUAUACAAACUGGACAUAUCUUUAUUAUAAUUUAACUAUAGUAAAGCCUUUUAAUCUUUAUCAUUUUCUUAUUUAAUGAUUUAUCAAUCUUUUCUGCAUCCAAGCACAAUAUACACAAAGUGAUCAAUAUUUAUAGAUUUUCUUGUAUAUUACACAAAAUAUUCCUGCAUUCUCAUAUAGAUUUGUGUAUAUCAAGCAAAGACUAGAAAUAAAAAGGCAUUUGAUAUAUUCACUAUAUAUAUGACAUCAUGCAUAUUAACAUGAGUCAAUAAAUGCAUGGAUGUGAAUUUUAACAUGAUGUGAUCAAUAGAAUAUUUAAUGUGUUAAUUUAUUUACAAGCGUACAGAAAAAAUUAUAUAUAUAUAUAUGUAUAUGUAUGUAUAUGCAUUUUGUACAAGUUGUAUUAUACUAACCUUUAUUAUUUGUAUAAAUAAAUAUUUGUAUUAAAUUACAGAAUAUAACUAUGACUUCAUUAAUUUAAAUCAUAAAUAU
Vespa crabro (European hornet) is the source of this 5554-nucleotide messenger RNA. It is a transcript of the gene fliI, whose product is annotated as protein flightless-1. Gene Ontology annotation, molecular function: phosphatidylinositol-4,5-bisphosphate binding; actin filament binding. The transcript has 22 exons. Bases 408 to 4193 code for a protein of 1261 amino acids. Lineage: Eukaryota; Metazoa; Arthropoda; Insecta; Hymenoptera; Vespidae. Gene Ontology annotation, cellular component: actin cytoskeleton; cytoplasm; nucleus. Gene Ontology annotation, biological process: myofibril assembly; actin polymerization or depolymerization; actin filament severing. The record is from RefSeq and is a predicted model, not a curated record.